CCGCCUCUGCCCGCGCGUGCCCGGCGGAUGAUGGCUCCUGCCCGGCGCCUGAGGUCUUACCAUGGUGAUGAUCCCGAGUAGAGGUCUCGACAACCAGGGUGCCGCCUCCGUGACAUGCAGGACCCUCAGCCUUGAGUUGCACACGCCAAAGAAGAUGAGUCAAGGACCUACACUUUUCUCUUGUGGAAUUAUGGAAAAUGACAGGUGGCGAGACCUGGACAGGAAGUGCCCUCUGCAGAUUGACCAGCCCAGCGGCAGCAUCUGGGAGUGCCUGCCGGAGAAGUAUCCGGACGGCCCCCGGUGGCAGCGGGAGGCGGUGACGGCCUGUGCGGUGACCAGCCUCAUCCAGGACCUCAGCCUCAGCGACCACAAUGGGAACCCCUCUGCGCCCCCCAGCAAGCGCCAGUGCCGGUCGCUCUCCUUCUCUGACGAGCUGUCCAGCUGCCGGACGUCUUGGCGGCCCCUGGGGUCCAAGGUCUGGACUCCCGUGGAGAAGCGCCGGUGUCACAGCGGGGGCAGCGUCCAGCGCCACUCCAAUGGCUUUGGCACCAUGCAGAGGAGCUCCAGCUUCAGCCUCCCCUCCCGGGCCAACAUGCUCUCCUCACCCUGCGACCCGGCAGGCUUUCACCAUGGGUUCGGGGGGCUGCCUUGCCAAGGGGCACUGGGCUCGGCCACCCGCGGACCGGCAGGCGACAUCUGGAGCUCCGAGCCCAGCCCUGCGGAGGGUUGCCGGCUGGACACGCAGCGGUCCCUCUCCUGCUCGCACGAGCAGUUCUCCUUCUCGGAAUACUGCCCCCCCUCCGCCAACAGCACCCCUGCCUCCACCCCUGAGCUGGCACGACGUCCCAGCGGGCUCUCCCGCAGCCGCUCGCAGCCGUGCGUCCUCAACGACAAGAAGGUUGGCAUCAAGCGACGGCGCCCUGAGGACGCCCAGGAGCAGAGGCCUUCCCUGGACCUCGCCAAGAUGGCCCAGAACUGCCAGACCUUCAGCAGCCUCAGCUGCCUGAGCGUGGGUUCAGAGCACCCCCAAAGCCCCUGCGCCCUGCACAUCAGCAGCACCCGGCCCUGGGUCACCCUGCUCUCUGCCUCUUCUACCGGCGCUGGGGGCAGGACCCCCGCCGGGACCCCGGUCCCCGAGCCCCUGCACCCCUCCUUUGAUGACAGUCUCGCGAGCAAAGAGGAGCUGACCUGUGAGGACGAGGACCGUGGCCGACGGGAGGACCCAGCCUCGGCCUGGCGGGACCGCAGGGCCGCCAGGAGCAGCCCCUGCUCCCUGGAUGGCGAGCUGGACAUCGAACAGAUAGAGAACAACUGAGGGGCCACAGGCCCUGCGCGGGGUGGGGGCAUGCUUGGCUUGGGAAGCUCUGGGCACCAGGUAGGCCCUUGGGGGCGGAGGGUUGGGGGGCACUGAGCUCCUGGGCCUGAGGAGAGAAUUCCUGGGAAGUGAGGUCCCAGGAUGGUUUGCCGCCUGGCCCCUGGGAGAGGCUGUCUGGUCCGAGGGAGACCCAGGCCCUGGGAAAGCUGACUGCUGUCCCCCCAGCAGGCCAUGCCAUGGAACAUGCCAGCUUCUCACCAGUGACUUGGAGCACACAGCUCUCUGCUCCGUGUAACUACUGUAGCUGACAGCGCAGCUUUCGGAUUGGGUCUUUUUGCCCCUUUUUUCUCACGGGACCCUGGGCGUGAGCACCCCAGUGGCUCUGGGGGCCCCGCUUGGAUUCUGACUCACGGCCGGUGCCUCCCGACCUAGGCCGGCUUUGUCAGGGAAGGCCCCGGGCUCAGGGCUGGGACCAGGACCCACGGGGCUGCGCCCAGGGCCUUCCGGCCAGCCGCUCAGGUUCAGUUUCGGGGGGUCGGCCCCACACCUUCUUUUGCUCUGUUUUUUUCCGUGCCUUCUCUCCCAGGUCUCCCUGCUUCUGGCUUGGGGAGGCUUAGGAGACACUUCCUUCUGUAGUAACACCAGAACCAUUGGCCUUAAUUCCACUUGUGAAGGCAGAGGCCCUGGGGGUGCUGGGGGGCCCUUCAGAGGGUAAGCCCACGUCCAAACUCUUGGGGCCUUGGCCUCCCAAGGUGGAGGGACAGUUUGGGGGUGCUGAUCAGAAGCCGUCCACAUGGUAGAAGUUUGGUGGCUCUCUUGCUGGAAAUCCUGACCCCCUUGCCAGCUCCCCUGCAUGGCACAUUGGCCGGGACACGUGGGAUCUGACCUGGGCUGUGGCUGCAGAGCAGGCUGCCUCUCUGCCACCUCAGGGGGCCACGUGGGUGGGGCUGCUGGGUGGCGGCCAUCUUCCAUGGCUAAUCAGUCCCCAAGGGCUGGCCCAGCCCACCCAGGUGCGUGUUCAGGCAUCUCAAUGAAGGAGCUGUGAGCAGGUGGACAAAUCUAGGCCCUGUGCCCAUUUCAGGGGUGACGGGCGUCUGCUGGAGGAAGCUGGUGGGGAGGGGGUUUGCCCAGGAUGGUGGGGCCAAUGCACCGCUGCAGCAGCCCAAGCACGGCCUCCUCUGCUCAUGGGGGCUGCUGCUUUAACCAGGGCCCCCCAUCCAACUCGAGAGAAAUCCACCUCCUCAGCUGGAGGGAGCAGGGUUUUCCCAAGUGCUCCUUCCCUGCUGCAAGCUCCAGCAGAUGCUUGGGGUGGUCGGCAGGGGGCUGGGGGCAGCUCCCUGCAGCCUCCAGCCUGGCACACGGGCACAUCCCACGGGCACUGGUCUCUUGGGAUCUGGCUUCUAGCAAACUUGGCAUCUCUUGCAGACAAUAGCAGUUGGGUUGGCUUAUAAGCAAGGGACUCAUUUUCCCACAAGGCUAAAAAUAACUGGGCACAUUCUCUGGAGUUUGCAGCCACGUGGUCCAGGCACUUGCGUGGUUGGUUUGCUUUUGUUUAUCUUCUCGUGCCGAGCAGAGGCCUCGUUUCUGCAGGUUGAAGACACGAUUCUUACCUUCUUUCUCCUAAAGGAGAUGUUUGGGGAGAUGUGUAAGCCAAGUUUUGCUAGAUCAACAGGGUGAUCAACAGGGUGGCAGCUCAUGUUCUGAUUCAUAAGUGGCUUUUUUUAAAAACUAGCCAUAAUUCGCUUGCAGAAAACCCCAGUUGAGUGGCCCUCCGGGGUUGGGUUGGGAACCUCAGGUUGGCUUGUGCAGUGGGGGGGGUGUGGGUGCCGGCAGGGCCCGGGCAUGGGCUCCUGGUGGGCAUGGCCCCCGGGGACCCUGGAAAGCUGGUCAGCUUGCAGCCGGCCUUAUAGACGAGGCCGUCUCCCUUGGCCACCUGCCCCAUGGGUCGGUCAUGGAGGCCGUGACUUAGAGCAGGUCCAGGGGAGGCCUGGGCAGAGGGUGCCUGGCAGCGGGUGAACGCAGAAGUGCUUGCCGAUGCCACCUGUGCCCAGAGGGCCCGGCCCCCACAGCCUAAGUCACAGGGCGAGGAGGGCCAUGCGGGUGGUGGGGCAGAGGCCGAGGUGAGGCGUGGCCCCAGCUGCCUUCCCCGGGGGCCAGGAGGGAGGCCGGGUGGGGGUCCUCGGGGCUGGGGUGCAGGCCGCCUGCCCUUGGACUUGCCUGCUGUCUCCCUCCUUCCUCUCGGGCCUGGUGGCAGGAAGGACGAGAGCGGAGCACACUGGUUAUCAGCCUCACCCCUUCGCCUGCCCCUAAGCUGUCCCCAUCAUGCGUGCCUCUAACAGGCCCCCGCCAGGUUCCGGCCUUCCUGGCUGUUCCGGCUUCACCAAAGCUCCCAGGCCCAGCUGCGCCAGAAGCCUCGGAGGAGAGAGCGGAGUCCCCUCUGCUCGGCUUCCACUUGGCUCCCUUGUUGGCCUUUUGAUUGGUGGGAACAGACCCCACCUCAAGGUGCCUCUGCCGUCUUCUCAGCAGCCACCCUGCCCUGGGAGGCUGUGCCGGGCCCUUUCUGGGGGACCCGGGGCUUGUGGUCUGGGCUCGGUCAGUUGGAGGGAGGGUCACCACCGAGGUGCCUGGACACGGCUUGGCUGUCCCCAGCUGCAUGGGUGGUCCCUGCUGCAGACACUCGUCGGGGCCCUGCCUCCCGUAGCCGAUGCCCGUGAGCUCCCACCUUGAGGAGACAGAGGUGUUUGAAGCCAGGAGGGAGGCGGGGUGAGGGCCUGGCCCGUUCUGGGGUCCUGAAGGACAGGGUGGGGUCGUGGCUCCAGGAAGGCUCGGUGGGAGGAGGGGCUGGCCGUUCCCAGCACAUCCACGCUCGCCCCAAGAGCUGCUUGCAGAGCCCCGACUGGAAGGGGUCUGCACCUGCCUGGGGCAGGCCCAUGCCGGUGGGGGCCAGGGCUGCCCAGCUGCUGCCCACCGUGGGCCCCCCCACCCCGGUCUACAGGACUGCAGAGCCCUUGCCUUACUCGCUUGGAGGCUGGAGCCUGGCCAGAGCACCAGGCAGAAGCCGACGUCCAGCCCCGGGGGAGCGUGUUCCGAUGAUCCUUCUGGAUGCCCGUUCUCAGAAAGCCUUACUUUUCAACAAAGUGUUUGUAGCGGGAAAGUUUUGUGAAUUUGUAUGCUGAAAAAAGAAUUUUAAUAAAGGAGAAAUCCACGUUAAAAAAAAACAAACCCAGGUUUCCAAACAGGUCUCCUAGUGCAGGGGCGACGUGUGAUUUUCUGUGUCCGCAGACGCCGCCCGAGGGGUCGUUGAGGGCAUUGCCCGUCUGAGCAGCUUCUGGGGCAUUAAAACCCUCCCUGGGUCUUCUGCCACGGGGCUCGGGCUUGGCGGCGGCACGGGUGAACCAGUUCUCACCACGGAGGUUAAAGUCACAGGCACGUACAUCUUGGGGGCUGAAGGGGCCGCCCCCUAAACCAAACAGUGUCCGGGGCAGGCGUGAGCUCGGGCGCCUGUGUGUGCAUUGCUACAUGAAUGCAGUGGGUCGGGCCCCUCCCGUUGGUGGUGGUCAGGAGAAAUCAUAGCUUUUUAAAGAGAAAAGGGGGAAAAAGAUAAGGGGGGUGGAAACCCCAGCUCAGCAGAGCUCUCGUGGCCCAGGAACGGUGGGCUCGCCCGCCAGCCUAGUCUCUGGCCAAGCAGCAUCCUGGGGGCUCGCGGGCAGCACACAGGCUGCUCUUAGGGUGGUGGCUGUGCUUGCCCAAGUUGCCCGUUGUGGACGUUGAAGAGUUUCAGGAAGUGCGAAGGCCAGAAGGGGUAGAGUCGGGCAGGCCCCCGGCGGGCCGAGGCGGUCGGUGGGCAGGGGGUCAGUGCUGGGUCUGUGCCACCCCGGCCCUGCCGCCCGCUGCCGCCUGCUCUCGGCGAGGGCCGGCGCCUGCCACUGGGUUUUCUCCGUGACUGUCUUGCACUAGAUCUGCUCUAGUCUCUCAGGAAUUUGCUUGUUACUUUUACUGUGUAAAUAAAGCUUCCUGGUUCAACACUCAAC
Messenger RNA from Choloepus didactylus (southern two-toed sloth), 5346 nucleotides. It is a transcript of the gene FAM53B, whose product is annotated as family with sequence similarity 53 member B. The transcript is spliced from 4 exons. The record is from RefSeq and is a predicted model, not a curated record. The coding region runs from base 62 to 1315 and encodes 417 amino acids. Gene Ontology annotation, cellular component: nucleus. Gene Ontology annotation, biological process: positive regulation of canonical Wnt signaling pathway; protein import into nucleus. NCBI's taxonomy places the organism in Eukaryota, Metazoa, Chordata, Mammalia, Pilosa, Megalonychidae.